GUUCUCACUGAGGUCUCAUAACAGUACUUCUUCCAUCCAACAUUAUGUAACCAUUAGUCCUACCUCGUGCCUCUCCCGGACAACCCGAUAUCGGGAAUAACGAUUUAAAAAUCGAAUAAAUAACAUCGAUACAAUAAAUACGAACCAGAAAACAAUUUAUUUCCACUGGGAACAGUUAUAUGUUUAGAAACCAGUUCGAUGCGCGAUCAGUGACUUUAAAGGCAGAUUUCAGAACGACAUUUGAAAAUUCUCAUUGUGUUCUCCAAGUUCAAGUGAUGUUAUAGUUCGAAUUUGAAUAUGGAACUGUUGAGGCAAAUUAUAGUCUCAGUAAUUAUAAUAAAUUUUAUAAAUACUGGGUAUGCAGCAUCAAAAAAUGAUGUACCCAUAGAAAACACUACCCACAACUGCCCCUUCACCAGAUUUAUAGAAGAUAUAUUCAAAAUACAUAACAAAACGAGCCCUAACUCUAACACAAAUGAUGAAACGACAAAAUUAUUCCUUGAUGUUAUUGAUAAUUUAGAAAAUAAUGAUUCAAAUAAACAAAUACAGGAAGAACUAGUUAAUAGUAUUAUUGAAUCCAUUAAAAGGAUAAAGGAAAACGUGUCAAGAGAUAUAGAUGAUCUGAAAUUAAAUGAGGCUAUAAUGCUUAAUGAAACUGACAAAAAUUACCACUUUGAUAAUGUAACAAAGACAGUGAGUGGACUUAAAAUUCUUAAUCAAGUAAGGAGCGGUAUCGAAGAAAGAAUAGAUAUGAAAAUUACAGAAGAAGUGAACAAUUCGGAAAGCAAUAAUGUACACAACGAAACAAAUAAAAUAAGUGAUUCACAAUAUGUUGAAAUUCUAACGAUUGAACCGAACAACACAAACAUCGCUAACGCUUCUAAUAACAAUAUUUUGGAAGUUUUGAAACACAUAAUGCCACUAUUUAAUUCGUCUGCUAAUAAACAAUUACACAGUAUAACGAUUAUAGAGAGAAAUGAAAACAAGAACCACUCAUUUAGCGAAACUAAAAAUACGUCGACUGUAGUCGUCAAAUACUGUGAGAAGGAUAAUUUGACACAAGACACAGAUUUAGAGAAAGUUAAUAAUGAAACAGUUGACGAUGAUGAUUAUUAUUUACAAAAUGACGACUAUGAUCUUGUAACGGAGUCGACUAAUACAAAUGUUUCUUCAGAAGGUUUUAAAGAUAUACUUGAAGCUGCGGAAUACGGGAUACAGAAAUCAAAUGAACUGUACGAUGUUUUAGAACCGAAACUGUAUUCUAUGGGUCUGUGGUUGGAUGAAAAGAGUCCAGCUCGUUAUGUGGCCGCCUUCAACGCGCCUUCCGAAGAUUUAGCUAAAUUCUCUCGAUACGGCUACGCGUCCAUAUUGGCCGCUGAGAAGCUGAAGGAACUCAGUGGAGAUGCACUCGAGAGCCGCACAGAAGAGGGAAAGUUUCCCAAAGCGAGUGCGCUGCGGGACUCACCUUUAUUGGAGCAAUGCCCGCUGCGCGCCCCUCCCAAGUGUCCUCCUGCUUCUAAAAGGUGUGUCUUCUUAUGA
Messenger RNA from Zerene cesonia (dogface butterfly), 1539 nucleotides. RefSeq lists its product as uncharacterized. NCBI's taxonomy places the organism in Eukaryota, Metazoa, Arthropoda, Insecta, Lepidoptera, Pieridae. The record is from RefSeq and is a predicted model, not a curated record. The transcript has 4 exons. Bases 298 to 1539 code for a protein of 413 amino acids.